GAAACUCGGAUAGUUCUCCAAUAAUCAUUUCUUCGCCGGUGUCCUGCACGUGAAUCCUUAGUAAGAUGGAAGCUCCCGCCCAUCAAGUUUCUCGUCACUACAACUGCUUGUACCACAGCGGUAAGACAUAUCCGGCGUCGUAUGAAACCCCAGGCAGUAUUUCAGAAUAUGACAAGGACCAGAAAUCAGGAAAAAAGGUGUCAGCCUUUCUUGGACCCGACUUGUGGGACGAGACCUACGACAAUACUGACAUCAGCUUGGAAUACAAUGAUCUGGAAGAAUUCUUGAAAGAGAAUGGCAUCCCAAACAAUCCGGACAAUGUGAACGCUGCCAAUCUGAACAAGUUUCAGUCUCCAAACAGACAGGUUAUCAGUAGUGGUCACAACCUCCAGGCAUGUGACUCGCCACAAGACACGUUAGCCAGGAACAGCCAACAACCCAUCAACUCAGCUCCAGACACGUUACCCAGUAUGCGCCAACAAGCCAUCAACUCAGCUCAAGACACGUUUCCCAGCGGAAAUUGUAUGGCCGCUACGUAUGAAACAGGAGAGGCGGAUUCACUAGUCUCUUUAAUUUCUUGUUCAGAAUAUGACAAGGGCCAGAAAUCAGGAAAAAAGGUGUCAGCCUUUCUUGGACCCGACUUGUGGGACGAGACCUACGACAAUACUGACAUCAGCUUGGAAUACAAUGAUCUGGAAGAAUUCUUGAAAGAGAAUGGCAUCCCAAACAAUCCGGACAAUGUGAACGCUGCCAAUCUGAACAAGUUUCAGUCUCCAAACAGACAGGUUAUCAGUAGUGGUCACAACCUCCAGGCAUGUGACUCGCCACAAGACACGUUAGCCAGGAACAGCCAACAACCCAUCAACUCAGCUCCAGACACGUUACCCAGUAUGAGCCAACAAGCCAUCAACUCAGCUCAAGACACGUUUCCCAGUAAGAGCAAACAAGCCAUUAGUUCAGCUCCAGACACGUGUCCCAAUGACAGUCCACAAACCACUCCAUCGCCACAAAAUAUGUUUCCCAAUGGCAUUCCACAAACCACUCCAUCGCCACAAAAUAUGUUUCCCAAUGACAGUCGACAAACCACUCCAUCGCCACAAAAUAUGUUUCCCAAUGACAUUCCACAAGCCACUCCAUCGCCACAAAAUAUGUUUCCCAAUGACAGUCCACAAGCCACUCCACCGCCACAAAAUAUGUUUCCCAAUGACAUUCCACAAGCCACAUCAUCGCCACAAAAUACGUUUCCCAAUGACAGUCGACAAACCACUCCUUCGCCACAAAAUAUGUUUCCCAAUGACAGUCGACAAGCCACUCCAUCGCCACAAAAUGUGUUUCCCAAUGACAGUCGACAAACCACUCCAUCGCCACAAAAUAUGUUUCCCAAUGACAUUCCACAAACAACUCCAUCGCCACAAAAUACGUUUCCAAAAGACAUUCCACAAAUCACUCCAUCGCCACAAAAUAUGUUUCCCAAUGACAGUCCACAAGCCACUCCACCGCCACCAAAUAUGUUUCCCAAUGACAUUCCACAAACCACUCCAUCGCCACAAAAUAUGUUUCCCAAUGACAUUUCACAAACCACUCCAUCGCCACAAAAUAUGUUUCCCAAUGACAGCACGCAAGCCACCUCCAUGUCCCCAAUCACGUUUCCCAGGCAACUGCCACCUCACCAGUCACAGCUCGCCGUCUCGCAAUACGACACGAUGCCAUCACCACCAACAUCAGCUCUAACAGAAAGUAAGCUUGGUGAAUCCAAGGCCACUGAGUCGUCGUACACGGGUGGGCCCGAGCCUAAAGUAGACUUUGACCUUUCACCUCCUGAUUUGGCUUUGGUGAGCAUACCAGGCUUAAAAGACUUCGAUCCUCGAAAGCGAACAUUUUCAGAAGAAGAGUUGAAACCUCAGCCGAUGUUUAAGAAAUCAAGAAAGAUCUUUGUCCCUGACGACAACAAAGAUGACAGAUACUGGUGCCGGAGGAAGAAGAACAACGUCGCAGCUAAACGAUCCCGGGACGCCAGACGCAUCAAGGAGAACCAGAUAGCCAUGAGAGCUGCAUUCUUGGAGAAGGAAAACUCAGUUCUUCGCACUGAACUUGAACAAAUAAAGAGAGAAAACGCGGAUAUAUUGAUCUCAUUGACCGAGUUUGAGACAAUGGAACCAUAAUGGACACGUCUUCGAUUUUUCUAUAAGAUGUUAGUUUGUACAUAGUUGGACCUGUACGCUAAAAUGAAUUCGUCUGUGAUGAAGACAAACACCCCAUGCCGUCGGGGAGCGGUAACACGCAAUCAAGACACCGAUCAUGGUGCCCGAUCCAUUUGGUCGCCAAUUACGUUGGUUGGUUCGUUUGUUGUUUAACGCCACACUCAGCAAUAUUCCAGCUGUAUGACGGCGGUCUAUAAAUAAUCGAGUCUGGACCAGACAAUUUAGUGAUUGACAUCAUGAACAUCGAU
Molecule: messenger RNA, 2449 nt
Organism: Haliotis rufescens (red abalone)
Lineage: Eukaryota; Metazoa; Mollusca; Gastropoda; Lepetellida; Haliotidae
Product: thyrotroph embryonic factor-like
Exons: 6
Coding region: 66-2162 (698 amino acids)
Biological process (GO): regulation of transcription by RNA polymerase II
Cellular component (GO): nucleus
Molecular function (GO): RNA polymerase II cis-regulatory region sequence-specific DNA binding; DNA-binding transcription factor activity, RNA polymerase II-specific
Source: RefSeq, a predicted model, not a curated record